AUGAGCAGGUCGUUACUUUUUUGUAAUUGUGGUGACCUAAAACGAAUUGCUACUAGAUUAAAAAUUAAGGAUAAUGAUGUUAAUAAUAGUAGUGCCUACAUCAAGGACCCACCAACCAAUGUGCAAGGAAAAUCGGCUGAUAGUGAUGACAUUAUGAUUAUCACCGAUAAAGAAAAUAUUGUGCCAUGUAGUCCGUCUCCAGAAAAAAUAUUUUCAAAUCAGGUUGACCAAAUUAUUAUUAAGAAAACGCCUCAACAAGAAAAUGAAUCAUUAACAAGUAGUCCAUCAAUAAUAGAAAACUCUCCUAACGUAUCCAUUAAAUAUUAUGGUCAAAAGACGUUUCGUUUAUACAAUACGAACACCAAUGAGGUACAAACGAUACCCAAAAUCGAUGAAUUUACUAAAGAGUCUAUAAGUCUUACGCCAGCUCUUCUGCCAGUAGAAAUAGAAAUGCAACAGUCUAAGAAAUCACGUGAUUCAGCCUCUAGAACUAGUAGGUCUUCUUGUUAUUCAAGCAGAUCAUCAUCAACAUCCUCUUCCAGUUCCAGCAGCAGUUCUGGAAACAGUAAAACAAAUGACAAUCGGGUCAAGUUGCAAGCAGAAGUACAUCUGCAGCAAAAAAAUUACUACCAGUCACCUAUCAAUUGA
Molecule: messenger RNA, 648 nt
Organism: Parnassius apollo (apollo)
Lineage: Eukaryota; Metazoa; Arthropoda; Insecta; Lepidoptera; Papilionidae
Source: the annotation of a GenBank genome assembly